CUCCCAAGUUUUUGAACCCCCUCUGCAAUCCUAUUUGUUUCCUCCUCCACGAGCUGGAUUAGCUGCACUCGCUCUCCCAGGAUCUGCUUCAUUUACUCCCUCGUUAAAACUGUUUUUUUUUUUUGCUGUUGCUAUUUGUGGGAUGAGGAGAGCAUCCGAACCUGCGCGCUCCAUUUCCUUACGGCCAGGCCUUGACGGCUACUGCUGUUCUCUCAGGCUCGUCUUGAGCUGUGUAAAAUCCUUCGAAAGAUCCCUUUCCCUCCACUUCGCUGGGAGCCCAGAAGCAUUUCUGAUUGAGCUACACAGGUGUGGUUUAACUACGAGCUCAUAUGUGAAGGCGGCGAUGGUUUCACAAGCAGCGUAAUGGGGAGCUUUCCACUGGUGGCAGUUAGCAGAGGAACCCCCGCGCUAAGUUAUUCUAACCCUUCUUCUAGCUCUAUGGCUGCCUCUGGCGACGGCAUGAGUCAGGCAGAGCAGAAACGGCUUCGAGGUUACCCGUAGCAACCAAAGAACGCUUUGGACCUGCUGGGCCGGGGUUUGGGAGGAGCGCCGCGAGGGACCUGUUGAGGCGACCAUGGAGGAGGGCACGACGGUGACGACGACGGAUGCCACCUUCUGCCUACACCAGGUUUCAAUAACAGAAAGCUCUGAAGAUGACUUUCAGUAUGAAGAGGUACCAGGAGACGAUGAAUUUAGUCUGCAAGAUGGUGAUGAAGACCUGGCAAAGGCUUUACACACUAUGCAGGAACAGGCUGUUGAUGCCCAAAUUAUGGCUCAGCGACCAGGCCAGAUUGCUAAGCAUUCCCUGUCUGAAAUGCCAGAAGUUGUAGAUGACUUUCUUUGCAAUUUCCUAAUUAGAAUGGGUAUGAACAGGACAUUAGACUGCUUUCAGACUGAAUGGUACGAACUGAUGCAAAGAGGUGUGCUUGAACCUAAAGACAUUGGAUUUGUUCCAGAUGCGUACACCUGCAAUCAACAUUUGGAGAGGGAAAACAAAUGUUUAAGGAAGGAAAUGGAGAGCUAUAAAUUAGCAGCUAACAAAGCUAAGGAAGCACUGCUAAGAAUGCAGAAAGAACGUGACUUCCACCGAAUGCAUCAUAAGCGAGUGGUCCAGGAAAAGAACAGGCUUAUUAAUGACAUUAAAAGACUGAAGACACAUUAUGCAUCUUAUGAACCCAUGUUAAGGCAACUGAAUGAAAAAUAUGAGAUUCUCCUACGAGAGAAAAUGCUUACAAGCUUAGAAAGAGACAGAGUUGUUGGGCAGAUUACAGGCUUGCAAGCCACUUUACAAAGCUUAGAGUCUGGAAGCACCAUUCAUAUUCCUGUCACUAAAGCAGGUCAUAAGGGUGAAAGAGAGGAUGCAUUAGAGGGACCUUCCCAGAGAGCUCUCAGAGAAGCCAGAGUAUCUUCUGGAGUUAAUCCGUACGAUCCAGCCAAAGAUGUAACAAAGCAGAUGAGCAAGAGAUAUCCAAAGGAUUCAGAAUUUCCUGUAGAUAUUCAAGUGAAUCCUUACCUUGCUCGUGCAAAAGAAUGUGUGCGCCCACUGAAGUCUGGAAUGUAUCGGCUGAGCAACACUUUGAAAGUACAUGACCUGGCAGUGAGCUGCUUGGCUUUACAUCCAAGAAAAGAAAUUGUUGUCACUGGAAGUGAUGACCGCCUGUGGAAAAUGUGGGCCUUUCCUAAUGGGAACAUCAUCAUGAAGGGUGAAGGUCAUACUGAUUGGCUUUCUGGAUGCUGCUUCCAUCCAAGCGGAACAAAAUUGGUCACUUCAAGUGGAGAUACAACAGUUCGGAUAUGGGACUUUGCAAAGGGUGGUUGCAUUCUGACCUUAGAAGGUCACAGCUAUGCAGCAUGGGACUGCUCCUGGCAUUCAUUUGGAGAUUUCGUGGCUUCUGCCUCUAUGGAUAAAACUAGCAAAAUAUGGGACCUAAACAGUGAGAGAUGCAGAUAUACCUUACGUGGCCAUAAGGAUUCAGUAAACAGCAUUGAGUUUCUUCCUUUCUCCAACAUCCUUCUCACCAGCUCUGCAGACAAGACACUGUCUCUUUGGGAUGCCAGAACGGGGCUCUGUGCACAGACCUUCUGUGGUCACAUGCAUUCCUGCAAUCAUGCUACAUUCAACAUGAAGGGUGAUACCAUUGUUUCCUGUGACUCUUAUGGAGUAUUGAAACUGUGGGACAUUCGGAGGGGAGUACCAAUGGUGUCAAUUGAUGCAGGCCCACAUCCAGGCAACCAAGUGGCUUUUGACCCGUCUGGUUGCAUUGUAGCUCUGGCAAGCAACGAUGGAACUGUGAAGACCCUAGAACUCAAAUCGGGUAAUCUUUCCAGCUUGGUGGGCCAUGAAGAUGAAGUUCAAAGCAUCAUAUUUGAUCACAAGGCAGAGCAUCUGGUCUCAGGUGGCUCUGAUGGCACCAUUCGAAUUUGGAACUGAGACAUUUGUUCACUGUUCAGUGAAAUCUCACAGAAAUGUUCCAACAACUUUGCUGUGCAGGUGGCUUAAAUGUAUUUCUAUUAUAUAAAGUAAAGCAAA
Rhineura floridana is the source of this 2530-nucleotide messenger RNA. It is a transcript of the gene SPAG16, whose product is annotated as sperm associated antigen 16. Gene Ontology annotation, biological process: axoneme assembly. Gene Ontology annotation, molecular function: protein binding. The transcript has 16 exons. Bases 575 to 2431 code for a protein of 618 amino acids. The record is from RefSeq and is a predicted model, not a curated record. Gene Ontology annotation, cellular component: axonemal central apparatus. Lineage: Eukaryota; Metazoa; Chordata; Lepidosauria; Squamata; Rhineuridae.